AGGAUGAACGCUUGCAUCCGAGAAGCGGGCGGCUCGCUCCGGCGUACUUCGUUCGCGAAGCCGCCAGGAUUAAGGGCUACGCUAUGGCUCAGUGACGUCUCGUCGUUGAAAGCUUCGCCGUAGACCGCUGCAGAGGCAAAAUUUUGCAGUAUUUCUGAUUACGCGAAGUGCGGACAAAAAAAAAAAACUUUUUUUCGCGAAGAUAGCGACGAAAUCAUCGUGAUACGUCGGGAAAUGUUACAUUUGGAGAGUGCGAACUGUUCCGAGGUACUCGCAAAAAUGUGGAUUGACGAUGUAAGUGCCGCCGCAAGUGUGCACCGUGCUUGUGAGUGAACGUGACGUACCGCGCGUGAAGAACUGACGCAUCCGUAAGUAUGCGAUAAUUACUUUCAUCAUCUGAACAUUUCUUUUCUAUACGGAGUGAAAAUAUUUUGAAGAAGGCCGCUGCUCCAGGUCAGCCUAACAAGAACUUCGGAGCGUGAAGUAUGCUUCGUGCUGAAUAGAUGAGUGUGCGCAUUCUCUUUGGAAUUGAAUGGAGUGCUCCCAGAAGCAAACCAUAUAAAUGAAAACAACUUGGAGCACUGAAGAAUGAUCACGGACCUCCCUACAACGCUCUGCUCGUUUACGCUGUGUUCAUACAAGGACAAUUAACAGCUAAUAAAUGUGCCGGCAAAUGAGCUGGGCUUUGGCUGAGAAAGCUGAUACCGCAAGUACCGCUUUCAAUUACGACUGCUUUUGACGAGGCACCCGCUACCAUGGUAUCGAACGACACGCUUUCCAAGCUCAUCUCCAUGCCUAUUUUCUCCGAGCUCAACGACACUUCGUUGACAAUGGCGUUGGACGCCAGUGCCGCGACGCCAGCGCUUCCAGAAGAGUUGACGUUCACGCGCAAGUCGCUGAUUCAGGUGAUCGUUUACGUGGUGUUGUUCAUGGCCGCAGCAGCCGGAAACGUGCCUGUAUUCUUGAGUCUGCUCGGCAAACGAGCCCGCAAGUCUCGCAUCAAGCUGAUGAUGAUGCAUCUGGCGGUGGCUGACCUGAUCGUCACCUUCGUCAUGAUUCCGCUAGAGGUGGCCUGGCGCCUCACGGUGUGCUGGGUGGCUGGAAACGCCAUGUGCAAGAUCAUGCAGAUUCUUCGCGCGUUCGGUCCGUACCUGUCCUCCAUGGUGCUAGUGUGCAUCAGCGCUGACCGGUACUUCGCCGUGCUGCAUCCGCUGCGGGUGCAUGACGCCCGCAGGCGAGGAAAGUUUAUGCUGGCCGCGGCGUGGUACAUCAGCCUCGCUUGCAGUUUGCCGCAGGCGCUCAUCUUUCGUGUCAUGGAGCAUCCUGAAUUUCCCGGCUUCUGGCAGUGCGUCACUUUCUCAUCCUUCCCGUCGCCACUUCACGAGACGCUGUACAACCUGUUCUGCCUGCUCGUGCUCUACGGGAUUCCACUGGGCGCCAUCAUUCUCUCGUACGGCCGAAUCCUCUGCGAAAUGCAUCGCCAGGCGAAGGACUCGCGUGCCCAGGAACCGGGCGUGGCCGACGCGGCUCCCUGCGCGCGGUUCAGGCUGCGCUGCUCCGACAUGCUGCGCAUGCAGCGUGCCCAGUACCGCACCCUGCGCCUCACGGUGGUCAUCGUGCUGGCCUUUUUCUUCUGCUGGACCCCGUACGUGGUGAUGGUGCUGUGGUACCAGUUCGACGCCGAGAGCGCCAAGGACGUGGACGACUACCUCCAGUCGUCGCUCUUCAUGUUCGCCGUGUCCAACUCGUGCGUGAACCCGCUCGUGUACGGCAGCUACACGGGACGCCUGAACGUGGGACGCUGCUUCUCGUCCCGAUGCUACCCGGCCGACGCCGUGCCGGAGGAAGAUAUUCGCCGCUUCUCGUCGUCGCUCAGGCGCUUCUCUAAGCGCACGCUCCUCUCCUGGUUUCCCAGGUCCCUGGUGCCCGCCACCACCGUUGUCGACCCCACCGCUGCAGGGUACGGCGAUCCGCGGGCACAGCGGUGCUCGCUGUGCGUUGCCGACGUGAAGGACAUGUGCGUGUUCAGGGUAGACAUCGUGUGCAUGCACGAUGAGCGGGUGUCCGAGGCCCACUCGGCGCAGGUUAACGGCCUGGCAAUGCGUGGCCUGGCAUCUGCGUACGACAAACCGCUCAGACAAAACCACAGCCUCUGAGGGAAUGGGCGUCACUUAGUUGGUUGCUGGUAGCUAUGGCCGGAAACAAGCUCUUGAUUCGAGCUAUAACACUCGUCGAUAACAUGCAGCGUGUACCGUCCGAUCUCUUUGCUCAAGAGAAAGAAUUAGAUUGGAUUAUGUUAAUAAAACAAAUGUAGAAUACUUCAA
This is a messenger RNA of Rhipicephalus microplus (southern cattle tick), 2324 nucleotides long. Its product is annotated as adipokinetic hormone/corazonin-related peptide receptor variant I. Gene Ontology annotation, cellular component: plasma membrane. NCBI's taxonomy places the organism in Eukaryota, Metazoa, Arthropoda, Arachnida, Ixodida, Ixodidae. Gene Ontology annotation, biological process: G protein-coupled receptor signaling pathway; cellular response to hormone stimulus. Gene Ontology annotation, molecular function: peptide binding; G protein-coupled receptor activity. The record is from RefSeq and is a predicted model, not a curated record.